Panicum hallii is the source of this 885-nucleotide messenger RNA. RefSeq lists its product as uncharacterized. The transcript has 3 exons. The record is from RefSeq and is a predicted model, not a curated record. Lineage: Eukaryota; Viridiplantae; Streptophyta; Magnoliopsida; Poales; Poaceae. The coding region runs from base 283 to 525 and encodes 80 amino acids.
CGCCGUCGUCGCGGGCGCCGGGCGGGAGGCGCCGUGGACUCGUCCCAGCGAGGCGGCGCGCGGGGGACGGUGUCCUCAUCCGUGGCGCAUGUAUAUAUAGGAUCCUCCCCUGUCGACUCUGCACGCCUUAUCGUCACACACAGAGUCAGAUUGCGGGCAGCCAUAGACUUGCUUGCUGAGGCAACUGGCCAACUGCUCCGGGAGGAAGACGAAGGGAGAAAGGCCAACAGGGCGCUGGCUGUCUGGCUAUCUAGUGUAGCUUUAACAAGAAAUUAAGGAUCCAUGGCGUUGGGAGACGACUCCAAUCCUGCCUCUUACAUCCACACGGUGCAGCACCUGAUUGAGAGGUGCAUGACGUUCGGGAUGAGCAUGGAGGAGUGCAUGGAGGCGCUGGCCAAGCGCGCCGACGUCCAGCCCGUCGUCACCUCCACAGUGUGGAAGGAGCUGGAGAAGGAGAACAAGGAGUUCUUCGACCAGUACAAGCAGUGGACAUCGGAGAAGCGAAGCGCGGGCCGCAGCUCCUAACAACCAAGCUGAUCGAGCUGCUGGCCUGCUUAAUUAGUUAAUUACCGUGUUUAUUUAGUUUCUUUGGUUUUAUUUGUGUUUAUGUACUACUUAGGCAAUAAGAGAUAGGUAAAGGCCGGCUGCUAUCGUGAUCUGCUGGAGUAUCUAUCGAUCACCUACUGUUGGGCUUGUGUACAGGGUAUGCAGGGAAGCUAUCAUGUGCAGCAAUAUUCGAUUCUGUUUGUCCAUGCGUACGCGUUCGUCACGGGCGUGUCACGCGCGUAUUUCUUCAUCCAAAUUAUUUUCGUAAAAUAUCAUUUUAGUUUAUUUUAUUAAUAUUUUGAACCGAUCCAAUAAUCUAGAAUAUAUAUAAUUUGCAUC